This is a messenger RNA of Trichosurus vulpecula (common brushtail), 1200 nucleotides long. RefSeq names its product calcium/calmodulin dependent protein kinase kinase 1 (gene CAMKK1). The record is from RefSeq and is a predicted model, not a curated record. Lineage: Eukaryota; Metazoa; Chordata; Mammalia; Diprotodontia; Phalangeridae. Gene Ontology annotation, molecular function: ATP binding; protein kinase activity. Gene Ontology annotation, biological process: protein phosphorylation; CAMKK-AMPK signaling cascade; activation of protein kinase activity.
CAACGCGUAGACGCGGCCCCCGGCCCGGGAGAGGGGCAGAAAGCCGGCGCGGCGGCAGCGAGACAGCUCGGGCCCCCGGCGAGCUCCCGCUGGGCGCCGCUGUCCGCGGUGUCAGACGCCGGCCAGUCCCGGUGCCCACCUGCCAGUCUGCCCGAACGAGGGGGUCUGGCUGUUCCUGCCAGACCGAGGCCCAGGCCACAUCGGUGCAUGAAACUGGCCUUCAUCCCCGCCAUGGAGGGGGCCUCGACGCUGUGCUGCCCAGACCCCUGCCCGGAGCUGGUGGACAGGGUCGCUGCCAUUGAUGUGGCCGAGGGGGACGACAGUGUGGUCUUCUCUGGGGAUAGUCAUGGCCACGACUUCCCAGCAAGCAGUGGCCCCCCAGAAGCCCGAGAGAGAAUCUCAUCGGCCCCCUCCCUGACCAUGAGAGACGUCCAUCCCCGGAAGGACGCCAAGAGUGUCCCUGUCCGACCGUCCUUGUCCAACAGGAAGCUGUCUCUCCAGGAAAGACCGAGCAGAAGCUGUCUCUCUGCCACCUGCCCUUCUACGAGCGGGCCCUAUGCCACAGGGCCUGCCAACCACAUCUCCCCCCGCAUUGUGCGCCGCCCCACCAUUGAAUGCCCUUUCAUCGAUGACUCCAUCCUGGCCCUCCACGGAAAGAUCAGGAAGGAGGAAGUGGGAUUCCCAGAGCAGCCCCUGAUCAGUGAGUCACUAAAGGACCUGAUCCUCCGGAUGUUGGACAAGGACCCCCAGACAAGGAUUGUGAUCCCCGAAAUCAAGUCACACCCCUGGGUGACCAAGAACGGAAAGCACCCCCUCCCCUCGGAGGAGGAGCACUGCAGUAUUGUGGAGGUGACAGAGGAGGAGGUGAAGAACUCGGUCAAGCUGAUCCCUCGGCUGCCCACUGUGAUCCUGGUGAAAGCCAUGCUAAGGAAACGUUCCUUUGGGAAUCCGUUUGAAACCCACUUCAAAUCAGAGGACAGGUCUCCAUCAAGAAACUUAUUAAAGAAAGAAGAUUGUAACAAAGAUGUGCCUGACCCCCAGGAGGACGAGCCUGCCUCCUGAGCCCCCCAUGGCCCCCUCGGGGGUUCUUGUCCUGCUGCUGUCACCUCUCAUCCUGGGAUCAUGCGCCCACCCCCAUGGACAGCCACCAAGAGCCAAAGGUUGGGAAACACCCUCCCCCAAAAGGGAAGAGAAGGGACA